Messenger RNA from Chenopodium quinoa (quinoa), 1795 nucleotides. RefSeq lists its product as uncharacterized. NCBI's taxonomy places the organism in Eukaryota, Viridiplantae, Streptophyta, Magnoliopsida, Caryophyllales, Amaranthaceae. The coding region runs from base 381 to 1121 and encodes 246 amino acids. The transcript has 2 exons. The record is from RefSeq and is a predicted model, not a curated record.
UUUUUCCGUCCAAGUUCGGGUUUUUGACUAAAAAUGUGUAUUUUUUAGCCUGCUCAAACCCAUACUUUUUUGUAGUUGAUCACCUCUACUAUAUUCGAAUUAGAUUUGACCUUUUUCGGCCACACUUAUGUUUUUUUCCUUUGUUUUCUCGAUUUCAAAAUUUCUUUGAAAAUUCCUUAUUAUGUCUCUUGUUAGCUUACAAUAUUAAACGUUUUGCAGAAAUUACUCUAAUAAACACUUUGGAGUUUCCUCUAGAUGUACAAAAACUUCUCUUGUUGAACAAUUCUCUUAAUAAAGAAGUUACGACUAGUGAAGCCUCGACAUUUGCCAUUUGUGCUUCUUCACUAAGGGUUUGUGAUGCAAAAGUUUGCGAACAAGUCAUGGAUAUUGAAGAGGAGGAGAUGCUACGUUGCACACACUUCGAAAAUGAUGCUACUAAGGAGGGGGAAGUCCUACAUAAGAACGCUCUGCACUUCGAAUGUUUUGAUAUUAAGGAGGGAGAGGUGGUACAUAGCAACGUUUCACACUCCAAAGGUUUUGGUUCCAAGGAGAGGGAAGCAUUAUGUGAGCACUAUGAAGAUUAUGAUCUUGAGGUGGGGGAGAUACUAGGUGGCAAUAAUGAGCACUCUCAAGAUUAUGAUAUCGAAGAGGGGGAGAUAAUAGAUAGCCAUGCUUCUCACUCCAAAGAAUUGACCUUUUCAAAGGUAACAAAGCAAAGGCAACCAAUACAAACUUUGUAUAGGAAGCUCACGGAGUGUCAUGUGCCUAAAGAGAAGUUGAAAAUUGAGGCGAAUGAUGUUCUUAAUGAGGAGAUUUUAAAAGAAAGCAUUACAUAUCAAGAUAUUUGUAAAGAAUAUGUUGUAAAGAUCCAAAAGCUUAAGAAAAAUCUCGAGGAUGAAAAGAAUAAAUUAGACGAGGUAGUUAAAAAGCAUCGUCAACAAAUGUGGAAGGUUGUGUGUGAGCUUGAGUCUACAAAAAAGGAGCUUCAAGGUAAGAUCAUUGAGCUUGCCAAGAAGACCGCUGAAGUUAAAAUGGCCGAGAAACUUGCGACUAAGGAAUGUAAUAAGAAGGAAGCCUACAAGCUUAGGUUGAAAGCCUGUCGAAAGUGUCGUUAUCAUUAACCUAAAGUUGAAUUGGGAUGGCAUUAAAAAUGUGGGUAACUUAGUGUUCUUCAAUAUGAAUAAAGAUUAGAUACAAAGUAGUAAAUUUAUGAAAACUAAGGUUUUGUUUGAAACCAUAUUAGUUCAAAGUAAUAUAUUUCCAUGUAAACCCUAUGCUUGAAAGUUGAUUGUGGUGUUAAUAAUUUUUAGCUAACAUCCUUUUUGGUGUUUAGUGCUCAUAAGCUACAUGUCCCCCUUAAUAGUUCUUGUGUUGUUUUUCGUCCUUGUUCCUUUGUUUAUGUUUAUGAUACUCUUCAUAGUUUCGAAUAAUAUUGCUUAUUUUUUUAAAACAUCAUAUUCUUAUGUGUUCAUAACCUUUUCGCUUCUUUUGUUAUACUCGAUGUGGAUAUUAGGGCUAAAGAAAAUGUGAAAAAAUUGGGUAGGUGAUAGAAAAAAGGGAAUAAAGCAAGAAAGAUAAAGUAUAGUUUCCAUUAGGGGUGAACAUGGAUCAGAUAUCCGAUCUAAAACUGGGUUUCGAUUCGGUUAUCUACUUAUCUGUAUCCGAAAAUUCCUAUAUUUCAUAUGCGUAUCCGAUUCGAAAAGAUAUCAGAAUAUUCGAAAAUUUCCGAUCGGAUAGCUUAGUUAUCCAAUAUCCGACCUUUUAAUAAUAUUGAAUAAAUACUUAUUUAAUGGCA